AUGAUUUGGGAUGCCAGCGAUGCGAACCCCAUGCACCGGCGGCUACCCGCCGAGGUUGUAUCGCGGCGCCGAGCCGACAAGAAGCCAAAAGCGCCCGAACCCACCACGGACGAGGUUGUGGUCGACCUGAAGACCGCGAUCACCUUGAAGCCUGAAGCCAGGACCAAAUGGCUCAGCAAGGCCUGUGCAAUGGUGGAGCAGGGCAAGGCCAAGCCGACGGACCUUUACGACAUCGUCACAAACCGCAAGUUCUCCGGAGGCUUGCCCGACCGGGUCGGUCGCAAGUUGGCCAGCAUCAUCCGUGACAGCUUUUCCAUCUUCUCCGACAAGCAGCAGCGGUACUUGAACUCCACUGAGAGCCCCGUUCCAAUGCACCUCGCCACGCAAGAGGACGAGGAGGCAGAGGAGGAGGAGGCACCUCGGCGCCCAAAGCGUGCGCCACGCGAGGAGGCGCCAGCCACAGCCACGAUUCCAGAAAUCACGCUGAAAGAUGUCGACAACAAGGUAGCCAGCAGAAAAGAGAAGCCGCCGCCCCCUGGGCCGGUCGUCGAGGCCCCGAGGCCUCCGCCGGCGGAGAAUCGCGAGGACGAGGCACGGCGGCGGAAACUCGAGGAGGAGGCAGACAACAUUCUCGGAGCCCUGGUGCCCGGCCUGUCCGAUGCGGCGCCGCCCAUUUUCUCCAAGGCGGACGCUAGUCGCGGACGCUCUGUCUCGGGUGCCCGGUCCAUUGGCUCGCGGUCCAUCUCCUCACGAACAGCCCGAAGGCGGGCCCGCGAGCAGAAGACGAGGAAAGGCAGGGAUCGCGACGGCUCCUGGAGAAGUGGUGGAUCCGGUCUGUCGGGCUCGCGCGCCCUAUUGCUGAACCGCAACUACACCGAGGACCUGCCGCACAUGCCGCGGAAUGCAGCGACUUCCGCAAAUAUGACCUAUCAGCCGGAGCAAAAAAGGGAAAGGUCGCGCUCGAGGUCCCGUCGCCGGAGACGCUGA
This is a messenger RNA of Symbiodinium sp. CCMP2456, 987 nucleotides long. NCBI's taxonomy places the organism in Eukaryota, Dinophyceae, Suessiales, Symbiodiniaceae. The record is from the annotation of a GenBank genome assembly.